This is a messenger RNA of Vigna angularis (adzuki bean), 1486 nucleotides long. RefSeq names its product ABC transporter I family member 10. The record is from RefSeq and is a predicted model, not a curated record. NCBI's taxonomy places the organism in Eukaryota, Viridiplantae, Streptophyta, Magnoliopsida, Fabales, Fabaceae. Gene Ontology annotation, biological process: transmembrane transport. Gene Ontology annotation, molecular function: ATP binding; ATP hydrolysis activity. Gene Ontology annotation, cellular component: membrane; chloroplast envelope. The transcript is spliced from 6 exons. The coding region runs from base 198 to 1040 and encodes 280 amino acids.
CGGGUCUCCUGUGUAACGUUCUACAUGUACUGGAGAUAAGAGAGGAUGUCACACCUUAAAAACCGUAGCUAAUGAGAGCGUGCCACGUUGUUACGAAGAGGACUCAAAUGUCCAUUCAUGAAAAGUUAAGACCAGCUUAGGAAUUUCAUCUCAACGUUAAAACGGUCGCGUAGAAACCAUCAACGAUAGGGAAUGCUAUGAAUUUCCCAUAUCUUACUAGCUUCUCCGAACGUGUCGUUGCUCCUCUUCAUGCCACAGUUCCCACUACAAUUAUCAGGGGCAAUAAGGCGGAGAGUUUUGCAAUUGAAGGGCGUAAUCUGAGAUUCUCAUUCACGACGAGGCAAACGCAAGAUGUGCCUGUUCUUAGGGAUUGUUCGAUUCGCAUUCCUUGCGGGCAGUUUUGGAUGCUUCUUGGACCCAAUGGGUGUGGAAAAUCUACCCUCUUGAAGAUUUUGGCUGGUCUCUUGACCCCAACUUCAGGAACAGUGAAUGUGAAUGAACCUAAAAGUUUCGUUUUCCAAAAUCCAGAUCAUCAGGUGGUGCUGCCUACUGUAGAUGCUGAUGUUGCAUUUGGUCUUGGUAAGAUCAAUUUGACUCACGAUGAAGUCAGGUCUAGGGUGUCGAGAGCUUUGCGUGCUGUAGGGCUGACUGACUACAUGAAGAGAUCUGUCCAAACUCUGAGUGGUGGUCAGAAGCAGAGGGUUGCCAUUGCUGGUGCUCUAGCAGAAGCUUGUAAAGUUCUGUUGUUAGAUGAGCUCACCACAUUCUUAGAUGAAACUGACCAGGUGGAAGCAAGGGACUUUACUUUCUCCGUCUACAAAAAUAGUAGUGACCGUCACUAUUGUUUCUUGCUUGGUGUCAUUUUCUUUACGGAUGCCUUUCAUCAGUAUGACACAUUCAAGCUGACAGAACAAUGCCAUGGGGGCAGUGUCUAUUUUAGCUUUCGGAAUUCUAAACAAACAGAUAACUUAACAUGUUUUCAGUUUUCGUGCUUGCAGUUGAAGAUGUUCAUAUUAGGUAUUAUGAAAGUUGUGUUGUAAGACCAACACUUUUUAAUAGAUGGCUUGCACUUUUCAUUUAAGGUCGGGGUUAUCAAAGCUGUCAGGAACUCUGUGGAUACCUCUGCAGAAGUUACGGCAUUAUGGGUCACCCAUCGUUUGGAAGAACUAGAAUAUGCAGAUGGUGCCAUCUACAUGGAGGAUGGAAAAGUUGUCAUGCAUGGAGAUGCAGCUAGCAUUAGGAGUUUCAUUGAAGCCAGACAAUCUGCUUAUAUAAACCAGAUCAAUUCUUAAAUAUGUCUUCUUUGUUUCUGAGAACGAUUCCCGUUAGUCCUUGAAACUAAAUUAACAUGAUUAGGAGGCAACACCACAGUAUCUCAUCUUAUGCUGUCCUUUUAAAAAAUUUCAAAUAAGGAGAGCGAUUUUAAAAUACUCUUUUUUGUAGUUCAAAUUCUUGAAUAUGAAUACGAUGCUGAAGAAUUACUCCA